AUGCCUCUCUUCAUAAACCGGGACCAAAUAUUUGCUCAUCAGGUGCAUCUGCUGGAGCACAAACUGAGGAGUAAAGAGGAGCGCAUACUUGAGUUGGAGACUGAGAAUGCCAUUCUUCAUCUGAGGCUUGCCGAGUGCCUAAGGAGACUGGCUCAGGACCACAAGGACGAGAUCAUGGCCCAGAAGCAACGGCAGCAGCAGAGGAAUAGACAGAAGAUUACUCAGUCAGCUCUAGCUAACCUCCUGUCUGAAGUCCAGACGCUGAACCAGGAUCUGAAGGAGGUUUUUGCCAUAUACACGGGCUUUUCCACUGAGCUGGAGGACCAGAGCAAACUGCUCCUGAAGAAGGUGGAUGAAGUCGGUUUCGCCCUGAAGGAUCAACAUGGAGACAACAUGCAGAGUCUGCGGGCUGGCAUGGAGGCUCUGGAGCGAUCCCUGGAGGAGGAGAAGGAGAGGUGCAGAGUGGAGAGGCAGCGGAGGAGAGAACUUCACAACACGCUGGUGGAGUUGAGAGGGAACAUAAGGGUUCACUGCAGGGUGCGGCCAGUGUUGCCUCUCGACCAAAUCCAGUCGUCAACAUCUGCAACAGGGAGUGUCUCGUCAGAGGAAGUGGUUCAUGCAGUCAGUGAUGACACGAUGCUGGUGAAUAGUACGAAGACUGGAAUCCCUUUUCUAAACAAGAUGUUUGAGUUUGAGAGGGUGCAUGGACCAAAGGACUCCCAGGAUGAAGUGUUUGAGGAAGUCAAGCCCCUCCUGACAUCUCUGCUGGACGGUUAUAACGUGUGCAUCAUGGCGUAUGGGCAGACAGGCAGUGGGAAGACCCACACUAUGAUGGGCUCCCAGCAGGCGGAGGAGUCCUCAGGAGCCCAGCGGGGCAUCAUCCCCAAAGCUGCUGCUGAACUCUUCAGGCUGAUCUCUGAGAAGCCAUCUGAGAGCCACACGGUGGAGGUGUCAGUGGUGGAGGUGUAUAACAACGAAGUGUUUGACCUGCUGGCCAGAGACGAGGAGGGCAACGCCGAGGGUCAGCGCAGGGACGUCAUCACCACCUCCUCUGGCACCAGCCAGGUCACCCACCUCGUAUAUGAGCCUGUGAGCAGCUCUUCCGAGGUGAUGCAGGUGAUCAACAGCGUUCUGAAGCUCAGGGCCCACUGUCCCACCCUGGUCCACACCGACUCCUCGCGCUCCCACCUCAUUGUCACCCUGACCAUCUCCUCCAAGAGCCCAAACCCGCUGGACCUGGCCCGCAGGCUGCAGAGUGCCAAGAAGGACAUGCAGCGCUCCCCCCAGAACCAGUGGUGGAGUCCCCGCUGUCGCCGUGCCAACGCUACCGCCCGCCGCACAUCUGACGAGCUCUUCGCUAGCUCCGCCUCAUCCCCUGGCCUCUCUCCGCUGCACUCGCCCUGCCUCUCUCCGAGGCACAGCAUCUCCCAGACCCCCUUCAAGACCAAGCUACAGCUGGUGGACCUGGCGGGAAGUGAGUGUGUAGGUAUGUCAGGUGUUACCGGCCCCGCCCUGUGGGAGUCGUCCUGUAUAAAUCGUAGUCUGUCCGCUCUCUCCGACGUGCUGGGGGCCUUGGCAGAACAGAGGCCACACGUCCCUUACAGGAAUAGCAAGCUUACACACCUGCUGCAGGACGCCAUUGGGGGCGAUGCCAAGCUGCUGGUGAUGCUAUGCGUCUCUCCCACCCAACGCUUCAUCACCGAGUCUCUGCAGACGCUGGGCUUUGGGUCGCGAGCCCGCCAGGUCCAAAAGAAUAUAACCGGAAGGAGGAGUAACACCCUUAAAAUAAAGUGA
Messenger RNA from Lampris incognitus (smalleye Pacific opah), 1794 nucleotides. RefSeq names its product kinesin family member 25 (gene kif25). NCBI's taxonomy places the organism in Eukaryota, Metazoa, Chordata, Actinopteri, Lampriformes, Lampridae. The transcript has 15 exons. The coding region runs from base 1 to 1794 and encodes 597 amino acids. Gene Ontology annotation, biological process: microtubule-based movement. Gene Ontology annotation, molecular function: ATP binding; microtubule binding; microtubule motor activity. The record is from RefSeq and is a predicted model, not a curated record.